UUCCGGGCCACCGGCCCUGCAGGCUAAGCGCGCCCACCCCGCCCACUCCCACCUCCCGGCACCGCGCCUGCGCAGUGGCAACGUGUGGACUCCGAAGUGUUUCGUCUGGGUGCUGGGCGCGGCUGUUGAGCAAUGGCGUCGGUGGCGCAGCUCAAAGCAGCUUUAAAGGAAACACUGGAAAGAAAAGGUGCACUUGGACAAAUAAAAGCAAGGAUCAGAACUGAAGUUUUUAAGGCACUGGAUGACCAAAAUGAGCCACGUCCACCGCUGACUCGUGAAAACUUUUUAAUCAACGAACUAAUACGUGAAUACCUGAAAUAUAACAAGUAUAAUAAUGCAGCACAUGUUUUAACUGCAGAGUCUGGCCAGCCUGAAGUGUCCUUGGAUAGGCAGUUUCUUGUCAAAGAGCUGAACUUAGUUGAAGGCACAAAUGGAAAAUCAGUACCUCUCUUGUAUGGAAUUCUCUCUCAUUUCUUACGUGAUGGUAAAGAAGAAAGUAACCAGAAUACCCCCGCAAGAAUGACUUUGCUGAAUUAUCCAAAGCAGAACUUUGGCAAACCACCUACUGAUAGAAAUUAAAAAGAUAGAAUUCCAGAGCCAGGAAGGACAGCUGGCACAAGCAUCGAAGAGCCCCUUUGUUACACGAAGUAUGAACAAGUGAUAUCUUUUGUAUGCUAAUUUCUCAUGUAAAGUCCUGUAAGAGUUCAUUUAGGAAAUUCUUCUUCGCAUCCAUUUCACCAGUCUAUCCAGUGGGACCACUUCAGCUUGUUAAAUCUACCAAUGAGACAGGAUGACUUUGUCAUACAUACUGUCAGUUAAAAAAAUGCUAGCAAAGGCUCUUUCUCCAGUGCUGAUACAAGCAAAACUGUAUAAGAAGUUAGAUUAGUGAUGCCUGUCUCUAGAAUUUAGUCUAACAAUAUACUUUAUAAAAACAGGUUUGCCUUAUAAAAGUGUAUGCGACAACUUAACACUUCUGCACUUUGUUUGUGUGUUUGUGUUUCUGAAUAAAUUUUUUUCUGUUCUAUUCAGUGUGGAAUUUUUAAAGUGUUCAACCUAAAUAUCUGAAUCACUCUUUUAAAAGGGGAAACUGCUACUUUCAGGUAAGUAUGGGAAAAAAAAGUUGAAUAGAAAAUUAAAGUACUUUAGAGGAAUAGAUAGUUUUAGUUCUCCAGAAUGCACACUAUAUUUAUCUUCAUGCCAACAAACACAUGAGAGUAAGUCUUUUCCAUCUGGAGUUGCUAUAAGCUGUGUAACACUUACACAAGGAAGGGGAGAAACGUGGUUUUUCCCCAGAAGACAUGAAACUCAGGCAAAGCUAAAAAUAAAGUUGAUAACAGAUUGCUGAUUACCAGAACUUUUUUUAGCUGAGGUGUUUACAUGUUUUGAAAUGGGAAUUUAUUUUAAAAGCCAAACUUAUAGGGGUAUGUCAGAAAUAACAGGUUAGCUACUUAUUUUAACAAAAUGUAUAGACUUUAAUGCAUCAAAUGAUACUGAGAGGAGUUUUGUAUAAAUAUAUUUUAGGGUUGCAUUCUUAAAAAUCUUAACUGUUAUACAAAUGGUACAGUAAGUGGGAAAUAAAGAGAGUUAAGAGGACAUGCAGUUUGUGAGUUUAAGUGAAAGGACCCCAGGUUGUACACACCUCAGAGUUUUGCUUUUAUCUUGAUCAGACCCAGUUGGUGUUACAGGUGGUUUGUUUUAUUUGUGAAGCAGCCUAGCCUCUACUGUGAUGUGAAACUGCAGACGAGCUAUAUGCUGAAAGGAAGUGUUGCAUUUUAUCCACUUGAAGCCUCAGUAGUGAGUUCACCCUCUCUGUGUGACUGGCAAUACUGCUAGCUCCCCAUUUCCUGAUACGUAAGUAUCUCAGGCCCCUUGCCAGGAGGGGAAGACAUGUGUUUGCAAAUCCACCUCAGUCAGAUCCAUCUUUUAAGUCUUGUAGCUUUCUGUCAAUUAGAAUUGACCACUGGGUCAGACAAGCAAAUUUGUCUCUGUGCCCUCAAUGUCUGCUCUGUGCAAAUGUGUUGGCACCAUUGUCAGGUUCAAUCACUUGGCUGAAGAGCCAUCCGUGUGGAAACUACCACUGUGGGACUCUACCUCAUUACUCAGUCUUUCCUACCACAUCAGUGCUAAUAUUCACAACCACUGAUCUCUCAGUUUCUCUACCUAUAAAUACAGUAGAAAAAUGGUCUUCUAAGGUGUUAUUUGUGAAUUACCUUCAUUUUUAAAUGUGCUAAAAGUGACUCUACGAAAAGUUGCGAAAGUGAGCUUUGAAACAAUGCAGGUACGAUUCCCUGACCACAGAAAUCCCUGAAUUUUUAACUUCGCGUUUCCAGAGGUUAACUGCUAGAUCCCUGUUUCUCCAGAAACCAGUGGAUGAAAUUGUUACGUAUCUGAAUUUUCUCUUCAAGGGCAAGGAGAAAAGCUCUGGGAAACACAGAAGCUCUAGCGUUCUAUGAUGCAAAUCCUCCAGUGUAACCCAAGCCAUUGCAUCUGCUUUCUGUCUUUCCACCGCAGAUCAUACAGAAGCUGACCAGGUGUCAUGGAGCUCCCUGGGAAAUGGAUUUUUCAUGGUGGAAGUUAAAUACAAUUUUUGUUCUGGCUGAGUAAGGCAAAGCACUAUUGGGUACUUGCCUUUCCCAAGCACACAGCUCAGCAGACUUACAGGCUCGUGGUCUCCACAGCCAUGACAGCAGAGGCUGUUACAAGAGUGUACUUACUAAGCUUUGGGGGAAGGAAUAGCUGUAAUCAGAGGAGAAUUCUAUUUAAGGGAAUUUCAGCACUAUUUUCUUAGGGGAUGGUUUCUUCAGCUCCUUGUCAGGAUCCUGAGCUGGGAUGGUGGGUGGAAGCUGGCCUGUUUGCUCUUGGUGCAACAUGCUUCAUGUAAUCCUCUAAUACCCUCAGAGCCCAGAUUUGAGCAUUUGGGACAAUCUCUUGUUUUAAAGUAUAGCCAUUGUACAAGCCAAUUGAACUAAAGUGUAUUUCCCUAGUAUUUAUUUGUACAACAAAGCUUUGAAAUAUUUCUAUGAAAAUACAUUGGUCUAAUCACAUUAUUAGUGGUCUAGCAUUUAUCCUGAUAGCACAUGAAAUACGAGAGCAUCUUUCAAGAUGCAGAUGUGGCACAUCCUAUUAAUGUCAGCCUGCUUACUCUCUAACAGAUGAAUUCCAAGGCCUUUGCAACAUUCACAUUUCCCAAAAACUAAUUCCUUAAAAGUUUAAGCUAAGUGAGAUCAGUAUUUAGAGGAAAAUAAUUCACAAUCCUAGAGUCACAGGUUCAGGUUUUAGACAAAAUUGCCAUGUAGGUGAGCAUGCACAAAAAUUGUUUUCUCCAAUAAUUAAAGAAUCUCCAUCUAGCUUCAUUACAGACUGUGAUGUCUUGCAUUAACUGCCCUUGGUCCUUCUACUGACAUCAGAAAGUGAAAGGAAAAAAGAAAAUAUAUAUAAGCAUGUAGAAGUUUGGGGACUUUGAUGAUCAAAAUGCAUUUCUGAGGGGUUUUUUUUGAGAUAGAACACUAGCUCAGACUGUUACAGAGGAACUACGUUAAAAAAGGCUGUUCGUUGUCCAAGCAUGGUGUCACAAGUGAAGGUGACAAGGAGGCAGUGAAGUUUGGUGUGGGUAUCAGAGCUGGAAAGCACUUUGGAAGAAUUUAGAAGAUUAAAAAACAAAUUCUUUAAAACCAAAUUUCUGCUGUCCCCUAGAACCAGAGGAAACCGUCUAUGGACUCCAGAGGUAUUAGUUUCUGUCAUGCACAAGGGAAAUUUUUGUCUAAACUUUUAUCAACACGCUCCAGGGACUCAGUUACGCUUUCCUUCCUGAGCACCCUUUGUAUCAAGCUGAAUCUUGGUGUCAGCUGAUCAGUUUUCCGGAGGAGUGAUUA
Molecule: messenger RNA, 3872 nt
Organism: Pezoporus occidentalis (night parrot)
Lineage: Eukaryota; Metazoa; Chordata; Aves; Psittaciformes; Psittacidae
Gene: CEP20
Product: centrosomal protein 20
Exons: 5
Coding region: 133-579 (148 amino acids)
Biological process (GO): cilium assembly; microtubule anchoring
Cellular component (GO): centrosome; motile cilium; ciliary basal body
Molecular function (GO): protein binding
Source: RefSeq, a predicted model, not a curated record